AUGUCACCAAAAACAAUAGCCUUCCUCGGCGCCACCGGCGGCUGCACAAACGCCUGUCUUGCACACACCUUGAAAGCCGGCUACCAUGCAAUCGCCCUGGCACGAACACCAAGCAAGUUAACAAGUCUACUGCUGCAGCAAGACGGCAUCACGGAGGAGAUUCUCGCGUCGCAGUUGCGGAUUGUUAGGGGGGAUGCGAUGGAUGUUGCUUCUAUCAAGAAGACGAUAUUAUUAUCUGGAAGUAAUGAGGGUGGCAGUCUUGUCGACAUCAUCGUCUCUGGAAUCGGCGGGACGCCGUCACUGAAUAUGGACAUGAGGAAGUGCUUGUUCGUGCCCACGGUGAAGCUCGACAAUCCGCAUAUCACAGAGAAGACUGCUUCAGCACUGGUAUCUGCUUUGCAAGAAAUCUACUCUGAGAGAAAGCUCAACAACCACGACCAGGACAAGCCUGUUCUGGCGUGCAUCUCCACGACAGGCCUCACCGACGACAACGAGCCUCCCGACGUGCCCUUCCUCAUGCGGGCUAUGUACCACACGCUCCUGGCAGAGCCGCACAAGGACAAGAGGAAGAUGGAGGCCGUUAUUGAUGCGAAUCGAGACCUGUUUGCUGGGACGGUCAUCGUGAGGCCGACGCUGUUGACUGGUGAUGGAAAAAGCACCGCCGGUAAAAAGAAGGGCCGGCAGAAGCUCAGGGUUGGCACGGCCAGGAAACCUGCUCUCGGGUACACGGUUGAUCGGGCGGAUGUCGGAGAGUGGAUUUUUGAGGAGGUUAUCAAGACGGGGGGGAAGAGGUGGUUUGGGGAGAAGGUGACGCUGGCUUGA
This is a messenger RNA of Rasamsonia emersonii CBS 393.64, 822 nucleotides long. RefSeq lists its product as uncharacterized. The transcript has a single exon. The record is from RefSeq and is a predicted model, not a curated record. NCBI's taxonomy places the organism in Eukaryota, Fungi, Ascomycota, Eurotiomycetes, Eurotiales, Trichocomaceae. Bases 1 to 822 code for a protein of 273 amino acids.